GUAUGACUCAUAUAUAACUCGCGAUUCAUAGGAAAACAAUACCCAAAACACACAUUCAGUGUUCAAUCGGCUAUUGAUUGCAUUCAUCAAUGAAUUAGUGAUCGGUUUUUGUCAAUCAAAUCACGGCUUAAGUAGUAAUUAAACCGUAAAAUACAGACAACUUUUGGUGAACAACACUAUCCAUACAAAUGGCUAACAAUGACAGCAACGAGGAGUUCGUUGAUAGCGACAAACGCAAACCCCCGGGAACUACACCUAAACGGCGUGCCUCGGCGGACAACCCCAAGUCGGGCACCGGCGCUCUAACCCCGGGAGGGGUCGGUAGUGCGGGUGGAAAGCGUGCCAAACGUGGUAAACAGAUGCGAGACGCGAACGCCCCCCGACAGCCCCUCAAUGGGUACGUGCGGUACCUGAACAGCAACCGGGAGAGGGCUAAGGGGGCGAACCCUAACCUCUCGUUCGCCGACAUCACCAAACUGUUGGCCGCCGAGUGGAUGGCAUUGCCCGACGAGGGGAAGCGCCAGUAUCUCGACGAGGCCGAGAGGGCUAAGGAGGCCUACCAGAGGGAACUGGAGGAGUAUCAGCGCACGGAUGCCUACCAGGAGUUCCAGCAG
Oppiella nova is the source of this 614-nucleotide messenger RNA. NCBI's taxonomy places the organism in Eukaryota, Metazoa, Arthropoda, Arachnida, Sarcoptiformes, Oppiidae. The record is from the annotation of a GenBank genome assembly.